AUGUCAUCGUACAGCGAUGAUGAAAUGCUUUGCAAUAAUAUAACAAUAAGGACAAAAGUCGUAAAUAAAAGGAGACGUUGUAGUAGUAUAAAUAUAACAUUUGAAGAAAUUGAUGCCGACCAAAGUUUAAAAAUAAUUGAAACUUCUUCUGAGCCCAAUCUCGUAUCAAGAGCCGCUUUAAAUAAUUCCAUAUCCAGCUUUGAAAGUGAUAGUUUAGAUAAAAUGGUUGCCGAUCUUGAAUUACGUUACAAUAUUAAUACACAAGAUGUCAACAACAGGCAAGAUGAUAAAAUUGAUAUUCAAUUUGAGAAUUAUAAGCCACGGAAAAUUAUGUUCGAACAUGAGAAAAUUGAAAAAGACGACACAGAUUCUGUAAAACAUAUUUCCCCUAAUUUAUCUAAUCAAUGUUCUAUUUUGAAAACGUCCAAUAAAUUGAUAAACAAUCAUAUUAAGGUACAUAAAUGUCCAGCUAAAUAUAACUUAUUUGAACAUAUAAGAAGUCCUGUAGCUAUGUAUAUCAAACAGAGUCCACAAGUUCCAUUAUUACAAAACGUAAAACCUGAAAAGUCUUUAGAGGGAACUAAUUUAACUACCGAUUUCGGGAAUUGUUUGAAGACGAAAUACAACUUGAAUUAUAAACCUUUGCCAACAGUAGCAUAUAAGAGUGCAAAGAACACUAAAGUGCUUGAAAUCCCUGACGAAAAGAAGUUACCUCGAUGUCAAUGGGCAGAUAAGCUAACCUCAUCUCUUCCUAGAGCUGUUGUGAUAAGACAUGUCCAAAGAAGGAAUAUUACUUUAACGAAAAAAGAAGAAUCGCUUGCUGAUAACAGUUUUGCUGAUCUAACUCUGCACCAAGCGAAAUUGUCUAUUUGUACAUUGGAGAGUGCUUAUAAAAAAAACAAUGUAUAA
Papilio xuthus (Asian swallowtail) is the source of this 909-nucleotide messenger RNA. RefSeq lists its product as uncharacterized. The transcript has 3 exons. The record is from RefSeq and is a predicted model, not a curated record. The coding region runs from base 1 to 909 and encodes 302 amino acids. Lineage: Eukaryota; Metazoa; Arthropoda; Insecta; Lepidoptera; Papilionidae.